Cryphonectria parasitica EP155 is the source of this 2661-nucleotide messenger RNA. RefSeq lists its product as uncharacterized. Lineage: Eukaryota; Fungi; Ascomycota; Sordariomycetes; Diaporthales; Cryphonectriaceae. Bases 1 to 2661 code for a protein of 886 amino acids. Gene Ontology annotation, cellular component: cytoplasm. The record is from RefSeq and is a predicted model, not a curated record. Gene Ontology annotation, molecular function: metalloaminopeptidase activity; peptide binding; zinc ion binding. Gene Ontology annotation, biological process: peptide catabolic process; proteolysis. The transcript has 3 exons.
AUGACUGACCGGAACAUACUGCCAGACUACUUCAAGGCUGGUCACUAUGACCUGGCUUUGGAUAGCCUCGAAUUCAAGAAUUGGACCUACAAUGGUAUUGUGACCAUUACUGGAAACUUCGUCAAGCCCACCAGGGAGGUUGUCCUCAAUGCCAUUGAGCUGACCCUCGAGACCGCAACGGUCGAGGUCGAGUCCGGCAAGGCCACCACCUCCUACACGGCAGCUAACAUCCACUAUGAUGCCAAAGCCCAGCGUGCCACUAUUCUCUUUGAUGCAGAGCUGCCAGUGUCCAAGGCCGCCCUCACCAUCAAGUUUCAGGGUAUUGUCAACCAUGACAUGGCCGGCUUCUACCGGUCUCAGUACAAGCCCGCUGUCCCGGCUGCGGCCUCGGUGCCACGAGAUGACGAGUGGCACUACAUGCUGAGCACCCAAUUCGAGAGUACGGAUGCUCGGCGUGCCUUUCCCUGCUUCGACGAGCCGAACCUGAAGGCCACCUUCAACCUCGCCAUCGAAAUCCCCGAUGACCAGGUCGCCCUCAGCAACAUGCCUGUCAAGGACACCGUGCCUGUCGGGACCGGGAAAAAGCAGGUGAUAUUCGAGACGACGCCCAUCAUGAGCACCUACCUGCUUGCUUGGGCCGUCGGCGACUUUGAGUACAUCGAGGCCUUCACCGACCGUCGGUACAAUGGCAAGCAGGUCCCCGUCCGCGUCUACACGACCCGCGGCCUGGUAGAGCAGGGCAGUUGGGCCCUGUGGCAUGCCCCCAAGAUCAUCGAUUUCUUCUCCGAGGCUUUCGAUAUCGAUUACCCGCUGCCCAAGAGUGACAUUCUCGCCGUCCACGAGUUUACCGGCGCGAUGGAAAAUUGGGGUCUUGUCACCUACCGCAUAACUACCGUCCUGUUUGACGAGGAGAAAUCCGACUCUCGCUUCCGUAACCGUAUCGCCUAUGUUGUGGCGCACGAGCUCGCCCACCAGUGGUUUGGCAAUCUCGUGACCAUGGACUGGUGGGAUGAGCUGUGGCUGAACGAGGGCUUUGCCACCUGGGCUGGCUGGCUCGCCAUAGACCAUCUGCAUCCUGAUUGGGAGGUAUGGCCUCAAUUCAUCAACGAGGGCUACGAGACAGCCCUGAAGCUGGAUGGUCUGCGCUCUUCCCACCCGAUCCAAGUCCCCGUACGUGAUGCGCUGGACAUCAACCAGGUCUUUGAUGCCAUCAGCUACCUAAAGGGAUGCUCCGUCAUCCGCAUGCUGGCCAACCAUCUCGGAGUGAAGACCUUUAUGAAGGGUGUAUCGAUCUACCUCAAGAAGCACCCUUACAGCAAUGCCAAGACGCAGGCCCUCUGGGAGGCCCUGACUGAGGCCUCGGGCGUGGACGUUCCAGCCCUGAUGAAGCCGUGGAUCGAGGAGAUAGGCUUCCCUGUCCUGACCGUGGCUGAGGAGCCUGGUCAGAUCACCAUCAAGCAGUCGCGUUUCUUGUCCACUGGUGAUGUCAAACCCCAGGACGAUACCACGACCUGGUGGGUUCCCCUCGCAUUUGAGGGCAAGACUGGUGCGCAAGGCGUCCAGUCCCUUGCCUUGACGACCAAGGAAGACACUAUCCGUGAUGUCGAUGAUGAAUUCUACGUAAUCAACAAGAAUGCUCCCGCCUUCUACCGAGUCAACUAUCCACUGGCGAGGCUGCAGAAGCUUGGCAGCCAGCUCGACCGCCUGAGCACUGAAGACAAGAUCUCCAUCACUGGGUCCGCCGCUGAUCUUGCGUUCUCUGGCUACGGCACAACGCCAGCCCUGCUAUCCUUCAUUCAGAGCCUCAAGAAUGAGACCCACUUCCGCGUACUGAGCCAGGCUCUCGAUUCUAUCAACCUGGUCAAGUCCAUCUUCGACGACGACCAGACUAUCAAGACGGGGCUGGAGAAAUUCACGCUGCGCCUGAUCGACAACGUCUUAAACAAGGUGGGCUGGGAUUUCCCUGCCGGUGAGGACUUCAACAGCGGCCUGCUGCGGAAGCGAUUCCUCCUCGCAGCUGGUGCCAACGGGCACCCGGGCGUUACUGAGGAGGCGCUCAAGCGUUUCGCCGCGUAUUCUGCCUCGCCCCAAGAUAACCCGCUGCACGCUGACCUGCGUAGCCCGGUGUAUCGUAUCGCUCUCAAGUCCGAUCCAGCCAAGACCGCUGCCUUCCUCAAGAAUGAGUGGUAUACGGCUCCCGCAGUGGACAGCCAGGACCUGUGCCUGGGCGUCCUCGGGACCUGUACGGAUGAAUCCGUCAUCACUUCCACGCUCCUGCCGCUCCUGUUCAACAUCUCGCCGCCCGCACCAGCCUCCGACUGCAUUCCGGCCAGCGACAUGGACUUCCUCUCGGGUGGUCUAGCCAACAACCGUGUCGGUCGGCCGUUGCUUUGGAAGUUCAUCAAGGAGAAUUGGAGUCAGAUCGACCAGAAGGUUGGCGGGAACCCAAUUCUUUUGGACCGUUUUAUCAAGGUCUCUUUGAGCAAGUUUACCUCGUAUAAGGACCUAGAGGAACUCGAGGCGUUCUUCAAGGAUAAGGACACCACGGCGUUCAACCGAACGCUGGAGGCAGCGAAAGACAGUGUGCGGGGCCGUGCAGCAUACCGGGAGAGAGAUGCUGCGGUUUUGAAGGAGUGGCUGGUUGCCAAUGGUUACGCUUGA